Messenger RNA from Cyprinus carpio (common carp), 366 nucleotides. RefSeq names its product ras-specific guanine nucleotide-releasing factor 2-like. The coding region runs from base 4 to 351 and encodes 115 amino acids. Lineage: Eukaryota; Metazoa; Chordata; Actinopteri; Cypriniformes; Cyprinidae. The transcript has 3 exons. The record is from RefSeq and is a predicted model, not a curated record.
UGUAUGAUGUUCAUGACAGCUGUACUGGAGUCAGUAUCCUUGGAUAAGUUUAUUCCCGAGACACCCACGUCCAGUGAUUCAGGAGACAUGUCCCCAUGCCGUUCACCGUCCACCCCGCGACUCCUCCGCUACCGACCGCCUGCAGGUCAGUCUCCCGAUGGCUCCCGCUGUGCCAUGUCCCCCGCGUCCGCUUUCGCCAUUGCCACCGCCGCAGCUGGACACAGCAGCCCGCAAGGAUUUAUCAACCCUGAGAAAUCCUAUGACAAGGAGUUCCUCGUCCGCAGGGCCGCCACCAACAGGGUGCUUAACGUCCUGCGUCACUGGGUUUCCAAACACUCGCAGGUUUGUUGACUUUGCAUAAUUUUC